AUGGCGGCCGCUUCCCUUCUCGACGAGAUCGCGGACGAGCUACAGGCGCUAGAGGCCGUCUACGGCGACGUCGUUCGCGUGCACGCGGAGAAUGCGGAAAGGUCGACCUCCGGACAGACCGAGGCAGCUGCGGCGGGGGCGGGGGGAGGGUCGGUGGUGAGGAUCAGCGUGGAGUUGAAGCCGCAGACGGGGGAAGACGCGACGCAGCAGUUCGUGGAGGCCACUGCCGUGCUGCUCGUCUCACCGCAGGUCGCCAUCUCCAUCGGACUUCCACUUGCCUUGCCUCCACCCGACACCCGUUCCCUUCCCUCGACCGUCUCUUAUCGUUUCUCGCUCUGUCGAUGGUCGAAUCUCUGCCCUCCUUGGUCCAAUACCGUUCCUCCCUCUCCCUCCUCCCACUGCAAUGCAACCUACCCUGUUGGCUCUCUUCCGCUCAAACCCAUUCCCCCCUGUAUUCCGCUCAAACUCAAACCCUGUAUCCGGGCUCCCCCCGCCAACCUCUCCACUCUUCCCUUAAUCUCCCCGUUCGCCGUGGCACCCUUCACCGCCAGCUCCCCUUCUUUGCACCCUCCUUUUCCCCGCUCCCUGCUUUUCCCCGCGCCCUUCCCUUUCCCGCAGUACCCUCUGUCCCCUGCAGUGCUGCGCCUGAGUGCAGUGAAGGGCAUGAGCGACGAACGCGUGGCGGAGCUGCUUGCGCGCGCCAGGGCGUGGCUGGCGGAGGCGCUGGGGCCGGGGGAGCCCAUGCUGCUGGCCGCGUGCGAGCAAGUGAAGGAGCUUCUAACAGAGAUGAACGAGCCUUCUGGGCCUUUGCUAGCUUCAGCAGCAGCAGCAGCAGCAGCAGAGGUCACAGAGGUGCUAUGUGCAGAGGAUCAGGUCGAGCGGAGGAAGCAGUUUGAGGCUGUUUGGCAGCGGCAGCAGCAGCGGGGAGGUAUCAUAGAGCCUCGCUCUACAGCUUCUCUGACAACCUGCCUGGCGCUGUAUCUGCACCGCAUAGCGAGCCUGGGUCAUUUCCCGGCUCAGGUGAAAACCCAGGUGGGGGGUUCGGUUCUGCAGGUCGUGGGCAGGGUAGGCAUGGGGAGCGAGGGAGGAGAGGGAGAGGAGGGAGAGAAGGACGGGGAGGUUGGAGAGGAGGGAGUGGAGGGAGGUUGCAUGGAGGGGGGAUAG
This is a messenger RNA of Closterium sp. Naga37s-1, 1164 nucleotides long. NCBI's taxonomy places the organism in Eukaryota, Viridiplantae, Streptophyta, Zygnematophyceae, Desmidiales, Closteriaceae. The record is from the annotation of a GenBank genome assembly.